AUGCCGAAGAAUAUGGGAAAGGGCGGCAAGUCCUUCAAGGCAGGCAACGCGAAGGGGAUUAUGCAGAACCAGAAGCGUGACAUUGUCUACGCCGACCCGCA
This is a messenger RNA of Trypanosoma cruzi, 101 nucleotides long. Its product is annotated as eukaryotic translation initiation factor 1A, putative. The transcript has a single exon. NCBI's taxonomy places the organism in Eukaryota, Euglenozoa, Kinetoplastea, Trypanosomatida, Trypanosomatidae. The annotation marks the transcript as partial. The record is from RefSeq and is a predicted model, not a curated record.